This is a messenger RNA of Meleagris gallopavo (turkey), 600 nucleotides long. The record is from RefSeq and is a predicted model, not a curated record. NCBI's taxonomy places the organism in Eukaryota, Metazoa, Chordata, Aves, Galliformes, Phasianidae.
AUGGUGGAGUUGGGCACAGAGCAGAGCAGUGACAUCGCCGUCACCACCACUGACCCCAUGGAGGUGACACCAGUGUCCCACAUGCAAGGGACCUUGGAGAUGUCCAACUCUGGGCCACGAGAUGGGGACAACCAGCCUCCUCCACCCCACCCCCACCAGGAAACCGACCAGCUGGAAGAAGAAAAAGCCGAACUGGAAUCGGAGAUCGCCGAACUCCAGAAGGAGAAGGAACGCCUGGAAUUCGUCCUGGUGGCUCACGCCCCAGCCUGCAAGCUCCCCUACGAGGAACCCCCACCUUUGGGUUCCGGCCCCGCCGAGGUGAGCACCUUGGGCAAGGAGGAACCGCCGGGGCCCGUCGCCUUCCCGUACCAACCGGGCACCCAAGGUCCCUUCCCCAGCUGCUGCUUCGCGCCGGGGGUCCCCCCGAUGCCACCUAACCCCUCCUAUACGUCUUCGUUUGUGUUCACCUACCCAGAGGGAACCACCUGCGGAGCCUCGCAUCAGCGGAGCAGCAGCAGCGACCAGUCCUCGGACUCCUUGAAUUCUCCCUCGCUCCUCGCGUUGUGAAUGGGUUGCGUCCCACCCCCCCUAAAAAAAAAA